Molecule: messenger RNA, 1572 nt
Organism: Salvia miltiorrhiza (redroot sage)
Lineage: Eukaryota; Viridiplantae; Streptophyta; Magnoliopsida; Lamiales; Lamiaceae
Product: syntaxin-132-like
Exons: 13
Coding region: 340-1260 (306 amino acids)
Biological process (GO): exocytosis; intracellular protein transport; vesicle fusion
Cellular component (GO): plasma membrane; endomembrane system; SNARE complex
Molecular function (GO): SNAP receptor activity; SNARE binding
Source: RefSeq, a predicted model, not a curated record
AGUCGUUAAUUAAAUUGGUUCCAAAAUUCCAACUUUGUUUUUGACUAAAAACAUUAAUUUACUGUUGAUUGUUGAACGUAACGCCUAUGCUUCCAACUUUGAUCGCUUUAAUUUCAUCAUCGUGCAGCAAAUUGAAGAAUCAAACAAAAACUGCAAAAAAUUCCCCUCUUUUUUUUUCUCUCUUUUCUCGUCUCACAGUUGUCGCCGGCCGAAUAUUACCCACAAUAAAUUCCAACAAACAGUUUUUGAAAAAUCCCACAAAUUUCUUCUUCACUUCCUUCCCCCCCUUUUCUGUGGAAAAAAGUUACUAUCUUUUUUCUUCUUGUAGCUUUUUUGAAGAUGAACGAUCUUCUCACGGAUUCCUUCGUCGGAGAUGCCAAAGGCAACACGUCGAGAGAGGCCGAUAUAGAGAUGGGCCGCCCCCGACUUCCCCGGAGUAGCUCGGAUGCGGCUUUGGAGUCCUUCAAUAAGCAGAUACAAGAGGUCGAGGCGCAGGUGGAGAAACUCUCUGUUUUGCUACAGAAACUUAAGGAAGCCAACGAGGAGUCAAAAUCGGUUACAAAAGCAUCUUCAAUGAAAGCUAUCAGGAAACGGAUGGAGAAGGACAUUGAUGAAGUGGGGAAGAUAGCACGCAACAUAAAAUUGAAAAUCGAGGCCACAAAUAAAGAUAACUUAGCUAAUCGGCAAAAGCCUGGCUGCGGAAAGGGGACUGCCGUUGAUAGGUCAAGAACGAACAUGACAAAUGCCUUGACGAAGAAAUUUAAAGACCUCAUGACGGAGUUUCAGACUUUAAGACAGAGGAUAGAAGAAGAGUAUCGCGAGGUUGUUGAGAGACGAGUGAUCACAGUUACCGGAACUCGACCGGAUGAAGAGACGAUCAAUCAUCUCAUUGAAACCGGAAACAGUGAACAGAUAUUCCAGCAAGCAAUGCAAGAAUCGGGGCGAGGCCAGGUGAUGAACACUUUGGAGGAGAUUCAAGAGAGGCAUGAUGCUGUAAAAGAGAUCGAGAAAAAACUUCUCGAUCUUCAUCAGAUCUACCUUGACAUGGCUGUGCUAGUUGAAGCUCAAGGCGACAUCUUGGACAACAUUGAGAGCCAGGUCACGAACGCAGUCGACCACGUGCAGUCGGGGACGACUGCGCUGCAAAAUGCGAGGGAAUUGCAGAAGAGUUCAAGGAAAUGCAUGUGCAUUGCCAUUAUACUUCUCUUACUAAUCGUAGCAAUUAUAGUUCUAAGCGUGGUCCGACCAUGGAAAAAUUGAGAAAGGGCAUGCACUUCGUUAUCUGUGUCGUGACCGAAAAUAUCGAGGCCCGACCGGGCUCCGUUUUUCGUGUCGCGAGCGGAAGACGUCGGUAGCCGUAGCUAGUUAGGAAGAUUGACACUUGAGAGUCUCUUUGCAUCAUAUUUGUGGUUUUGAGUCAUAACUUGUUUGUUUGUGUGCUCGUGAGCCUUGAAUGUGUUCGAUAAAUUUUUAAGAGUGUGUAGUGUGAUACAUCUAAUAUGUAUAAAUAAAUGGUAUAUUGUACCAAAUAUUUUUCAAGGGAAAUGAGAAAAAUAAGAAUUACUCCCUCCA